AUGGGGCGUGCGGUGGUGAUGUGCUGCAAGUCGCGGGGAGCCCUUUCCCGUCUGGGUCUGAUAUGGGGGCUAUUCGCACUGGCCGCGCUUUCCAUAGCCUUCUUGAGCGGAUCGUGGCUGUACACAAGAGAGCCGGUCACCCUGCCCAACUCUCGUGUCGCGACUUCCAUUAGCUUCCGCAUCGGACUGUGGCGCGUGUGUCCUUCGGUGAAGAGGGUCAACUCAUCCACACGUGGGUACAGCAAAGUGCAGUACAUUACUCUGGCACAGACAAUUAAGGCAGUGCCUAAUUGCUACAUUACAGAGGACGCCUCAGUCGCACGUAGAGAGACAAAGCUACGCACUUAUACUAAUUAUAAUUGUACAAACUUAAAGAGUAACAACGAUGAUGUGGAAGCGGUUACCCGUCGGAUCAAAAGCUCCCUACCGGCCAAAUGGAGAUUUACGGACCCUGUAAUCAACGUAAUUUGUUGUGUGCACAAUUUCGGUCAGAUAAAUUAUUCAUCUUGA
Brassicogethes aeneus is the source of this 510-nucleotide messenger RNA. The record is from the annotation of a GenBank genome assembly. Lineage: Eukaryota; Metazoa; Arthropoda; Insecta; Coleoptera; Nitidulidae.